GCGCUCCCCUCUCGGCUCGGCGGCUCCGCUCGCGCGCCGGAGCCCCGCACCCCGCGUUCGCGCCCAUCGCCCGCUCUCGCCAGGCGUCGCCUCCUCGGCCGCGGCGCGGACACGGAGCUGGCCUGCGGGUGCAUGUGCCUGGGCAUCUUCGCCCCUGGCCGUUGGGAGGACCUCAAGUACUAUUCUGCCAAUCGCGGCAUCUUCAUGUUCGACCUUGGCCACCCGCUGGAUUGGAAGGAGAGGCUGAUGAUGGAGAUCAGCACGCUGUGCGACGCCUGGUUUGUCAUGCAGACGGCCACGCAGCUCGCAGAUGCGGCGGGGGCUAUCACGGGGGGGUCCCAGAGUAAAGCUCUUUGCAGCUUGCUGUUCACGACGAUGCCAGGGAUGGUUUGGUGGUACGCCCUGUUUAUGCUUUUUACAGUGCCGUGUACCGACGUCGACGAGUCUGCGAAGGUCGCAAAGAUGAGUGCCACUCGUCGCAGUUGUGAGGCAGUUGGCCAUUUUUUGAUUUUGUCCGCAGUCCUGAUGGCAACGUGA
Prorocentrum cordatum is the source of this 537-nucleotide messenger RNA. The record is from the annotation of a GenBank genome assembly. NCBI's taxonomy places the organism in Eukaryota, Dinophyceae, Prorocentrales, Prorocentraceae.